Messenger RNA from Rana temporaria (common frog), 2702 nucleotides. RefSeq names its product glutamic--pyruvic transaminase (gene GPT). Gene Ontology annotation, biological process: biosynthetic process. The transcript is spliced from 14 exons. NCBI's taxonomy places the organism in Eukaryota, Metazoa, Chordata, Amphibia, Anura, Ranidae. The coding region runs from base 204 to 1724 and encodes 506 amino acids. Gene Ontology annotation, molecular function: pyridoxal phosphate binding; L-alanine:2-oxoglutarate transaminase activity. The record is from RefSeq and is a predicted model, not a curated record.
CCUGGAACACGGCAACCGCGUUGGGACGUAAAUCUCCCGGACUCCAUAGAGAGAGAAGAAGACGGGGAAGAAGACGACACGCAGAGACUCUCAGACACUCGCGCUGUGGAUAUUUAUACUCCGGAGGACGCAAGGCACGGUGUGGGGACAACAGAAGAGCGGAGACCCUCCCUACAGACAGACAGAAGAGGACAGACCGGCGUAUGAAGAGGUCCGCCUCGGGAACGCAGCUGGCAGAAAGGGACGGCAGGCUCGGGGGCAAGAUGACGGAGAACGGCGUGCACAGUCGGAUCCUGACUUUGGAGUCCAUGAACCCCUGGGUCAAGAAGGUGGAGUACGCCGUCAGGGGCCCCAUCGUCGCCCGAGCUGUGGAGCUGGAGAAAGAGCUGCUGCAGGGUGUGAAGAAGCCGUUCACAGAGGUGAUAAAAGCCAAUAUCGGAGAUGCGCACGCCAUGGGCCAGAAGCCAAUCACAUUCCUCAGACAGGUCGUCGCCCUCUGCCUCUACCCGGAAUUGCUGAACGACAACAAGUUCCCGGAUGAUGCCAAGCAGAAGGCGGUGCGGAUUCUGCAGGCCUGUGGGGGCAACAGCAUUGGCUCCUACAGUGCCAGCCAAGGUAUUGAGGUCAUCCGGCAAGAUGUGGCCAAAUACAUAGAGAAGAGAGAUGGCGGAAUACAGUGCAAUUCGGACGAUAUUUACCUCUCCACGGGGGCCAGUGAUUCCAUUGUGACAAUGCUGAAGCUUCUGGUGGCCGGUCAGGGUAACUCUCGUACAGGGGUAAUGAUCCCCAUCCCUCAGUACCCGCUGUACUCUGCGGCCCUGGCGGAGCUGGGUGCUGUACAGGUGAAUUAUUACCUGGAUGAGGAGAAUUGCUGGGCACUAGACAUCAAGGAGCUGCGGAGGUCGCUGGAGGAGGCGCGGAAACACUGCAACCCCAAAGUGUUGUGUAUCAUCAACCCAGGAAAUCCUACAGGUCAGGUCCAGAGCCGGAAAUGUAUUGAGGAUGUCAUUCGAUUUGCUGCUGAAGAGAAUCUUUUCCUGAUGGCCGAUGAGGUCUACCAGGAUAACGUCUACGCCAAAGGCUGUGCCUUCCACUCCUUCAAGAAGGUUCUGUUUGAGAUGGGCCCCAAAUACUCCGAUGUGGUAGAGCUGGCUUCCUUCCAUUCUACAUCCAAAGGAUUCAUGGGAGAGUGUGGCUUCCGAGGGGGCUACAUGGAGGUGGUCAAUAUGGAUUUGGCCGUAAAGCAGCAACUAACCAAACUGGUGUCUGUCCGCCUGUGCCCCCCGGUGACUGGACAGGCUCUACUGGAUGUGGUGGUGAACCCGCCUCAACCUGGAGACCCCUCCUAUAAAGAGUUCACAGCGGAGAAAAAAGCGGUCCUUGAUAAUCUGGCAGAGAAAGCUCGACUGACGGAAGAAGUCCUGAACCAGGCGCCUGGGAUACAAUGUAACCCCGUCCAGGGCGCUAUGUACUCCUUUCCUAGGAUAGAGAUGCCAGAGCGGGCCAUCAAACUGGCACAGGCGGAAGGCCAAGCCCCGGACAUGUUCUUCUGUAUGAAGCUGCUGGAGGAAACUGGGAUCUGUGUUGUUCCAGGGAGCGGCUUUGGCCAGCGGGAAGGGACACACCACUUUAGGAUGACCAUCCUGCCACCUACUGAAAAGCUGAAGAUUCUCCUGGAGCGACUGAAGGACUUCCACCAGAAGUUUGUCCAGGAAUACUCCUAGACUGUGAAGUCCCAAUGCUGGAACGACCUUGGAUGACAGCAAUGACUUAAGAGACGCAUCCAAAUAAACUGUAGCUGCUCUUAAUAGAUUCUGCACCUUUCUAAGUCGGCCAAGUAUGUUUUGUGUGCCAAAUUCUGCCCUAAAAGUAAAACGUUCUCAAAUUUUUACAGAAGGCCGGGCGGUGAGAGCCGCUUGUUUUUGGCCCCCGGAAAUUUUGAGGUCUCUCUGGGGGGUGGGGGGUGGAGCUUGGGUUGUGAAACUUUUAAUAAGCCAGUAUAUUUGUAUCUUUUAGAGCUUGAUCAUUAAAUAGUAUUAUGCAGAGUUUGGGCUUGUAGAUGGUGCUUCACUAGGAAAUUAUCAGCCAUGGAGGAACUACCCAAUGUGGUUACAAUGUGCCUACAAUAUUCAUCUCAAGGUUUGAUGGCCACACAUCCACAAUGUAACCUCCCAUGGUUAUGCAGACCUUCAUUUCACCCUCCAUUUUAAGAACGGAUGGCCCCUUCUCCAAAUCUUAGUUUCGGGUGGUGUGUGUGCGUCUCCACCUAUAAACCCGAGGAAGUGCCAUUCCCAGAAGAAGCUUCCACUGAGUGGAGAGCUGCUCUCCAUACCACGCUGCUGAAAUUGUAAAUUUCAUUGAAAGACGCUGCUAUGCAAACUACAACAAACUGGAAUCUCUACUCCUGACCAUCACUGGCGGAUGCCAUCUUUUUUAAAGGGCAUUUUUAAGCUUUUCCAGCCCAGCAGGCCCUGACAAAUCCAUAACUGCCCUCUUUUAUUGCCUUAUCAUAAGGUGACCCCCAUGGCUUAGUGGCCCUACAAGGGGCUUUACAGUCAGCCCCUGCUGUUAGGUUCCUUAAAUCUUAAGGGUAAUUUUUAUGUAAUAAAGGCCAGUUUGGAUGAGGGAGGUUUACAAAUAUGUGAAAAGGGCUUGUAUAACGGUGUCUUAAAUUUAACCAAUAAAGAUUCUAAUAAAGUUUA